UUGUUUCAGGCGUUUGCGUUGUGCCGGACGGAGAAAGCCGACGGGCCGGGGGAAAAAAAAUGGCUCUCCGUUUAGACGCCACACUUUUAAUCCGAAAAAUGAAGGAUUUAAGGAAUUUAACGUUCAGAAGACAUCGAGUCAAAGAGAAAUGGGCUGCGUCGCGCCCGAAAUACCCUGCGACCACUUUAGCUCAGCAGCAGUUUGACAUCACCUACAACACUCAACUGGGCCAGCUCUGGCCAUCGGUUCGAGUCGCCCUGCUCUCGGAGAAAAAAUACGGAGCUCUGCUAAAUAAUUUCUGCAGUGAUGCUUUGGUGGAAGAUCUCCAUUAUCUCGGAUGUAGAGAUUUCCUCACAGACAUAAACACAAAAGGUGUGGAGUGUGACUCAGAAGGUGGCACAUCCCUUCUACACCUCAGUCCUAACAUCAAGUGCCUGGUCUUCCCGAGAGGGGAUAUAACAAGAUUCAAGCCAGCCAGACCAGAUGCAUCGGGGCUUUUAAGCCACUACCUGAUGGAUGCUGCGUCAGUGCUGCCCUGCCUUGCUCUCGACGUUCACGAGGGCCACACUGUGCUGGACCUGUGUGCAGCCCCAGGAGGAAAGACCUUGGCUUUGCUGCAGACUCAAGCCAUUGGUUUUUUGUGUUUAAACGACGCCUCUGUGUCUCGGACAUCAAGACUGAGAAAGGUGCUACACAGCUUCAUCCCUAAAGCGUUUUUGAACCUUGAGAAGCUGCGCAUCACUUCCUUGGAUGGCAGCAAGUGGGGGGAAAUAGAACACAACACUUUUGACCGAGUCCUCGUGGAUGUUCCCUGUACCACAGACAGACAUUCCCUCAUGGAGGACGACAACAAUAUAUUCAACAAGAACAGAACCGCAGAGAGACGACAUCUGCCUCAACUGCAGCUGGAGCUACUAAUGGCAGGAGUGGCGGCGGCCUGCCCAGGAGGCGAGAUCGUUUACUCCACCUGCACACUUUCUCACAUCCAGAAUGUUGGCGUUGUUCAGCAAGCCAUCCACUUGGCUCAGGAGAACCAUGGCAUUCAGUUACAGGUAGUGGACCUGAAACCGCUCAAACACAUGUUUAGGAACACCUUUGACUUCGCUCCUGACCUCCACGUGGGGGAGAUGGUCAUCCCACAUUUAACAGCUAACUUUGGACCCAUUUAUAUGUGCAAGUUGAGGAGGCUGACAUAGACCGUGGACAGGGGGAAGACUAUUUUCACUUUUUGCUUGUUUGCUAGGGUCAUUUAAAAGUGAAUGUAUGGCCACACAUCCAAUAAAAGUCAUCAAUACAUUGUAAUAUGAAAUGUUCAAACAGUGGAAGUACACUUAACGGAAACUGAUGACUAGGGAUGUACACCAUGUACCGUUGUUUUUGUUACUGGUUCCGCAUUGGGCCAGUCCAGGAAGACUGUUUAGAUCAGGGGUCCCCAAACUUUUUGACUCGGGGGGCCGCAUUGGGUUAAAAAAAUUUAGCUGGGGGCCGGGCUGUAAAAUAUAUAUCAGGUCAGGAAAUAACACAGAGGCUAUUUCAUCCCUACGAGCCUGUUUCGCAGGUUUCCCUGCUCUUCAGGGGAUUUUAUAAUAGCACAGUCUCCAGCACCACCCACGACCCCGAAAGGGAUAAAUGGUAGAAAAUGGAUGCAUAUAUAAUAAAAUCCCCUGAAAAGCAAGAAUCCUGCGAAACGGGAUUUUAGAAAAGUUUUUUUUUUUGUUUUGGGUUUUUUUUGUCAUGAAAAAGGGAGUUUUUUUGGGGUUGGUGCACUAAUUGUAAGUCUAUCUUGUGUUUUUUAUGUUGAUUUAAUUAAAAAAAUAAAAAUUUAUUCUGCGGCCUGGUACCAAUCAAGCCGCGGCCCGGUGGUUUGGGGACCACUGCUUUACAGCAUGUUACUGUGAAUAAAAAAAAAAACUACCAUUUUUUUUUUUGCGUUAAAAUUCUGUUGACUGAACUGCCGUAUUUUUACUGUAAAAUCUUGUUUUUAACGGUUUAUUACUGUAAAUGGAAAAACGCUACAUUUGUUUUCACGGUAGAAAAACUAGUUGCCAGAAUAAAAAAAUACAUAAUUUUAUCUGGCCCGCGGUCACCUGGAAAUGAUAUGUGCCAAUAAAGUACUUAAUAUUUUCUCACUAAA
Molecule: messenger RNA, 2134 nt
Organism: Nerophis ophidion (straightnose pipefish)
Lineage: Eukaryota; Metazoa; Chordata; Actinopteri; Syngnathiformes; Syngnathidae
Gene: nsun4
Product: NOP2/Sun RNA methyltransferase 4
Exons: 8
Coding region: 60-1196 (378 amino acids)
Biological process (GO): rRNA methylation
Cellular component (GO): mitochondrial large ribosomal subunit
Molecular function (GO): methyltransferase activity
Source: RefSeq, a predicted model, not a curated record